CAUGGCGUGUGUACGUGAGAGCGGGCGGCGGUUCGAUUCCCCGCAGCUCCCGCCCGGGACCCGCGGAAGGCAAGCGGCUUUCCCUCACGGGGAGUCCCCCCGUAGCCGCUGAGGGGCCGGGACGGCGCAGCCGAGGGGCUCGGUCCUUCAGGCCGGGGUUGGGGGGGUCUCUGUCCCACCCCGUUGCCGCGGGACAGUGACGGGUGACAACGUGAGAUGGCUAGUCACAGCCACAAGCGGAUAAUCCAAUUAACUGGAUUUAAAAAACAAGAUAAAAAGGCGCUGCUCAAAUGGCUGUUGAAACUGGACUGUGUUUUUCUAGAUAAUAAGAAAUACAGAAAUUGUACGCAUCUUAUAGCAAAAAAGCUGUGCAAGAGUGAAAAGUUCUUAGCUGCCUGUGCAGCCGGAAAGUGGAUACUAACUAAGGAGUACAUAAUUAAUAGUGCCGAAAGUGGCAGAUGGCUUGAUGAAACAACGUAUGAAUGGGGAUAUGAAAUUGAAAAAGACACCCAUUAUUCACCUCAAAUGCAAUCUGCACCUAAAAGAUGGCGCGAAGAAUUGACACUCUCUGGUGCUCCAGGGGCCUUCCACAGAUGGAAAGUUGUCCUCCCUGUUAAGGAAGGUGACAAACGAAUGGCAUCCAUUAGAAGAGUUCUUCAAGCUGGAAAGGCAACCAUAUGUUCAUCUCAAAAUGCAGAGCACGAAAUAACUCAUGUAUUCAUCCAUAAUAAGAUUUGUCACAUGCAAAACAAAAAGUGUCUCUCUGAAGCGCGGUGCUACCCUCUGCAAUAUGUGGGAGAUUACCUGUUUGGGAUUGAAGGGCAGAAUACUGAAGAUAUCAAAAUGAACCAUUUCCUGGCUGCACAAGAAACUGACCCAAUCACGUCUGACGCACAGCUUGCUGAAGUGAAAAGUGCUGUUAUAAAACACAUGUAUUUUGCUACAGUUGUGAAGCACACGUUCUCUCAAAAAGACCAGCUGAAUAAAUGCAAUCCAGAGGUUAAAAAUACUUACCUGUCCAGACGCGCAUGGCAUAUGCUUGAAGGAUUUGUGGAAGAGUAUUUAUUUGCUGAUGUAAUCACAGAACUUGCUGCUGGACAGCAGUACUCGACCCCUCCUGUGCAACUUCUUCACUCUCUUCUGGAAUAUCUCCUAUUGGGAAAUCCUGAUGCAGUAUUUUAUGCUAAAAUUCAUGACAUUUUGUACCUCGUUCUCCAACAUGAUCCUCCCUGGAAGUCCCCAUCUAUGUUAAAUUAUUAUUUGGAUCUUCUUCAGUGUCCUGUCUGUAAGGCAGGCACAUGGUCCUUGAUAGACAUGCUUGUAAGAUCUUGCCUUUAUUGCAAAACCAUUUGUCAUGCAGUUACAGUCUCAGGGAGAGAAGAUGAACAGAGGACAGUUCACAAAACAUUACUGAAGUUUUAUUUUGAUUUAGUAAAAGCUGAAGUAGAGUUUCUGACAAAAAGUUUGGUUGAAGGGACCAAUUCACAGCAUCAGCAAGUCAUGCCACAGACAGUUCUUCUGAAGACCUUUUGGCUGGGAAGUGACACCUCGGUGCUUUUUACCAAACAGAUAAAUAUUCUAGCAGAUUGGGUCAUAUUUUCCCAUCGAGAAUUGAACAGAAAAAAUGAUGCUUUCAGACGUGAAAUAGCUGGUCUGUUAAAUGCAAUUCUUGGAACUGUGGUGGAAUAUUGGAUCAUCUCAAGCUUCCUUAUGGACAGAAAUAUGUUUCAUCAAAUAGCUGAUGAUUUGUCAGACUACAUUGCCAUUUCAUGUGAUGAUUUUUCGAUAUGCGACUUAAAAACAUUCAUUUGUUCCAUACCAUCACUCUGGCUUCAAAUGUUCGUUGCAGAAGCAGUUUUUAAAAAAAUGUGUUUACAGAGGCAUAUAACUAUUUCUACAGAACCUCUCUCUCUUCGGAAAAUAGUCUGUUCCUAUUCAUCUGCUUUGCGAGAGGUAGGGAUGCAUGAGUUGAUGAUACACAAAGCAAAGAAGAAGAAAACAGGUCAGCGGCCGUGCCCUGAGUCUCAAAGGGCAUUACGGAUGCUAAAUGGCGAUAAGCAGAACGAAGUCAAAGUGCUGCCUGAUCUACCUGACUUAAACUUCAGUAAGUGUCCUUCAUUGACAAGGAAGCAUAGAGCAAGAGCAGAAGUUAAGGCUUCAUACACCAAAGACAGUUGCUGCCUUUUGGCUAAAGAGGUACAUCUUUACAAGAGAAAUCUUAAAGGAGAGACAGCCCUGCAUAAAGCUUGCAUAAGUAACAAAGUGGAGAGAUUGAUUCAGCUUCUCUCUUCCCCUGGAAUAGACAUCAAUGUUAAAGACUAUGCUGGCUGGACGCCUUUGCAUGAAGCCUGUAACCAUGGCAGCACAGUGUGUGUCCGUGAAAUUUUGCAGCGUUGUCCGGAGGUAGACCUGCUCAGUGAAGUGGACGGGGUGACUCCUUUGCAUGAUGCACUGUCAAAUGGACACGUAGAAAUUGGCAAGCUGCUACUUCAGCAUGGGGGACCAGCCCUUCUACAGCCAAGGGACUCCCAUGGAAAAUUGCCCCUGGAUUAUGUUGAGUCCAUCCCGGUGAAGCAAGAACUUCUGAAUGUUGUUCAACCAGAAGAGAACAUCGAAAGCUUUGAUGAACGCGCAGAACGAGAGUUUUGCAGUCAGCAGAGAGAGCUGUGGUUGAUUUUGUUUAAUAAGAUGCUACUGAAUUUUUGUUCAGUCUAUAAUCUGUCUUCCCCCUUUACUUUAACUCCCAGAGAGGUAGCUUGUUCAAAUGUACUUCCCGUAAUGGCUCGUGAUAACUGUAAGAUAAGAAAUACAUUCUCUGCAGAUUGGUUACUAGAUACAUAUUUUAGAGAGGUAGAAACUUUUCAAAAGCUACCACAGUUUCUUCAAGAAAUAUCUGCAAACAUGGCUUUUUUCCCUGGAGAACAGAUAGAGGCUUUAUUAGCAACUCUGAAAACCAUGGUAGAGGCCUAUCAGCUCUUUACUUGAGUCUUUUUAACAGUUAGCUCCCGAACAAGUCGCAUGGGUUGAAUCUUGGCUGUUAACCCUUGGUGUUGGGCUAACUUUUAUUCUAGCAACUAAAACAGAAAUUUCGCAGCUUUGCAGGAGACCUACAUGUUAGUGUCUCCCAUGUUGUUGGUACUUCUCUCUAGCGGAACCUGGAAGUCAGAUGCAUUGAUUCAGUGCAUUUUUAGGUGUAAUUUUUCCAAACGCUAGUACUCUAGUUUUCUGACAGAUGGGGCUGCCUGUGACCACCCCAGGAGGGUGCUAUAUCAUUUGCACUAAUUUAAACUUUAUCUUUUCUCUUCUGGAAAUCUUUAUUACUCACAGUCUCACACUGUAGUUCGUUUUGGUUUCCAGGGGUAGUGACCCUGAAGUGAAACGAAAUUGAAAUACUACAACAAGCAGUUUUUCUUUGAGAAAGGCUUGUGGCUGUGUAUUUUAAUAUCCUCCAUUAAAAUGGAUAUUUUAAAUACCUGUCAUUAAACAAAAACAUAUGGGGAAGCAAAUUCUUCCUAUCAGUUUUUAUCUUCUUUUUAUCCUCGUCUUAUAAAAAGUUAAAUUACAUUGCAUAAAUUAGUUGAAUUUUGUAAAAUUCAAAACAGAAGGUAAUAUGUCUGUGUUUGCAGAGUCGGUGUACUGCCAUUUCCCUGUCUGUCAUAGUUUGAUGGAAGCGGUCACAUGAAGGUGUGUGUAACAUCUUCUUCUCCCUCGUGAGCGUCAUGGCCACGUCCAUUUUCGCACGUCCAGGGGGAUGUUCAGAGCUCCGGUGGCCACCGCUGGUGAGAGUUUAAAGCCAUCAAGCCAACGUUGCUGCAAAUGGCCAAAUCCACUUAGUCCGUGGCUCUGCUCCGACUCACGUUGGCUUGCACCGGUUCGAUAAAUCCAUUACACAACCAGUGUAUAAAGCCAUCUGGUGACACUCGUGGGAUUCCUUCAAGUGAAGGUGCGGGUGGAGGCAGUGGCACGAAUUUAGUUAUGUUGGCAGGGGAAUUUACUAAGGAUUAAGCAAAACAGUUUAAGUAUGUGCUGAGCAUCAGAUGCUGGCACUAAGUAUGGGUCUCCUUAAAAAUUGCACCCUUUUUAAUGUGAGAAUUUUGCUCUCCAUUCUAUGAAUACAUGCUAACUGCACAUUAUAAAUCUUCUAAACUAAUCCUCUAACGUAAUUUAGCUUUGUGUGAUACUUAUUCUAUCAGAUGGUCUUUUUAAUUAAUUAAGAAAAAGGGAAAAUCCUGUGCUGUUCCUUAAAGGUACUGAGGCUCUACAUAACUGUGUUGCAUGGGGCUGGGGAUGUGGAAGAGUUGCUUGUUUUGGAGAGCACAUUUAUACAGAAACAACAACUCUUCCUGCCUCUUGCAUCCUUGUAGAGAUCCAGUGCCAGAUGAAUUUCAGAUUAUGGUCUGGGAAGAGUUGCAAUUCUAAGGGAAGUUUAUCUGUUCUAAGGGAGGAGAGGGAAGUGCUGCUUUAGAGUGAGGAUACGUGAUCUUCUUCUAAGAAACUCAGUAAUAGGUCAGGAAUAAUUUAAAAUCUUAGCCUUCAAAAGGAAGGUACUAAUUAGCAAUGUUUCCAGUUCCAGUUCUUCUGUAAUAGUAAUUUAUCAUAUUAAACAUAGAACCCUAAAAGAAAGGGUGUGGAUAGUAGCUGCUUCUGAAAUUGAUGUUGCUUGACUAGAGGGAUUAAGUUACACUGAUGCAGCUGGCUUGCGGCACAUUAAAACUUCCAUUUAGCCUUUCUGCAGCCGAGGUACAUGAUCUCAUGGCAAUUAAUCCACUGAAGAUGCUCAGACUGAGUUAGUCUGGGAACCAGACCUUCAUGACAAAUGUUCAGUGUUUAUUAAUGACCAAUUAUUAUUUUUAUACGUGCAUGCAGAGCAGCCUGCUCUAACAGAAUAAAGUGUCAGUGCGCAUUUGAUUUGUGUCCGUUUGUGCACUUCUGAUUUUUCUGUAGUAAAAAAGCAACACCAAAAAAACCUUUGUCAUAUAUGAGAUAGACUAAUAAACAUCAGUAUUCUCUGUUGCAGGGAUGAAAAAAUCUAUGUGCAUGCUUUUAAAGAGUGUGAAAUACGCAUUUAAGUUAGCAAUAGUAACAUUUUCUUUAGUCGUGAAUUUCGUAGGUAUUUAGGAGUUUAAAAUAAUCAGGACCCAGAGAACCACAAAAAAGAAUUCUGGUCCUAAUACAUCAGUGACUGAAGUGAAAGCAGAAAAACAGAGAGUGAUUCUGCUUAUAUAUCCAAGAUAUUUCCACAAUUAUUUGCUAUUAUGUCAUGUAAAAAGUUAGAAAAAGCACGUCAGUCAUUUCUGAGUCCUCCUUACCUAUUUAAACUGAUUUCAAGUACAUCUCUCCAACGUACUGUAAAGAAGAUAAUGUGCUAAAUGAACAUUAUUAACAUUGCAAAAUGAAACGUUCAAAAGUUAGCAAAUGUCUGAAUUAAUAUUCCACAUGUAGCCCCAACUUAAAUAUUGUCUGUGUGCAUCAUCAGUCUUUAAUUAUAUGGUGACACAAUUUUCUUCUCUCCAGUGUUCUCUCAGUUUAAGUAAGGAUCAUGUAUUGAAAAUUUUCCUGUUAUUUCCCAGUUAUGCUCUUAACAGAGUUCAGUUUUAUACAUAUUCGGUUUUAUGUAUACUCAAGUUUGCAAACUCCGUAUCCUUAAAAAAAUCUUAAGUAUUUCUCAGUCGUAUUUAACAUAAAAUUAUGUGCUUCAUCUAAUUUAUUAGAGAGUACCUGUUCUAUUUCAGAAUAGCAAAAUUUUCCUGUUAAAUCAUGAUUGCAAUAAAGUGAGAUCUAUUAAGUGAUUAAA
Messenger RNA from Columba livia (rock pigeon), 5794 nucleotides. RefSeq names its product SMC5-SMC6 complex localization factor 1 (gene SLF1). The coding region runs from base 217 to 2985 and encodes 922 amino acids. Gene Ontology annotation, cellular component: site of double-strand break; nucleus. The transcript is spliced from 18 exons. The record is from RefSeq and is a predicted model, not a curated record. Gene Ontology annotation, molecular function: protein binding. Gene Ontology annotation, biological process: protein localization to site of double-strand break; positive regulation of double-strand break repair; DNA damage response. Lineage: Eukaryota; Metazoa; Chordata; Aves; Columbiformes; Columbidae.